Molecule: messenger RNA, 4820 nt
Organism: Marchantia polymorpha subsp. ruderalis
Lineage: Eukaryota; Viridiplantae; Streptophyta; Marchantiopsida; Marchantiales; Marchantiaceae
Source: the annotation of a GenBank genome assembly
CGGAAGUCGGGCAAGGGGCGGGGAGGGGCGGGGCAGGGAAGGGGAGGGGAAGGGAGGAGGAGGUGAAUGGUGGCGCUGGUGGUUGUGGGAGGCUGGUGCAGGGACGAGAAAAUCUGCAGGGUGUUGGACGUGGAGGUGGGAAUUGGAGUGGGGGCGGAGCGAGGGAAGCGAGCGAGCAAGCGACGAGGAGGAGGAGGAGGAGGAGUGGCGCAGAGAAGCGGGAAUGUGAUGGAAGUGGGAGCGGUGAGGAAUGUGGCAGAGAUGUAGGAUGAGAGGGCCGGCCUGUAGAUAGGCGACGAGGGCUAUGGCGAGCUCGGUGGUCAUUUAUCACCCGUCCCAUACAGCCAUGCCCCAGAUUGGAGUGCAGGGGACCUCGCGCGGUUCGUCGUCGCCUCUCGUAGAGUUCUUAUUUUUUCACAAGGCGAUCCGCGCGGAGUUGGCUAGGCUCCAUGAAGAUGCAUUGGCGGUGGAGCAGGGCAGUGAGACGGAAAUUAGGGCACUCUUGGAUCGUUACCACUUUCUGCGGGCCAUCUACAAGCACCACAGCCGGGCGGAAGAUGAGGUUAUAUUCCCAGCACUCGAUCUCCGGGUUAAGAACGUCGCAAAUGCCUACUCCCUGGAACAUCAAACGGAGAGUCAUCUUUUCGAUCAAAUGUUUUUGCUGCUUACGGCCGCUCUUAAGGAGAAGGGAAGCGCACCAAUGGAGCUGAGGCGAGAGCUUAUCUGCUGUACGGAAGCGAUUCAAACCACGCUCUGUCAACAUCUGUCGAAAGAGGAGGAACAGGUCUUUCCACUUUUGAUGCUCCAUUUCAACUUCCAAGAACAAGCAGACUUGGUCUGGCAGUUUUUAUGCAGCAUUCCUGUCAAUCUCAUGGAAAAAUUCUUGCCGUGGCUUGCUUCUUCACUAACUCAAGAAGAACGCCAAGAGAUGACUGCAUGCUUGGAAGAGAUUGUUCCUGCCGAACAGCUCUUACAGCAGGUUGUAUUCGCUUGGCUAGAAGGUGGAGGAAGUGAGGACGCAGCCAAAGGUGGCGAACUUGUUACCUUAGUAUCUGCGAACGUUAAUCUCCCUUCUCCAAACGACAUUGUGUUGCACGGUCCGCUCAACAGGGCUGUUUUGAUUGAUGAACAAACGUCUCAAGGGACGACUGGAAGUGAAAAUAUCCCCCGAGUGCCACUAGGAACCACGGAACAUACUUCUCAUUUAGGACUUGGAGUGCCAAAUCAGAGUCUUCACACUGGGACAGGAUUGCCCGAACAAUCACGCCUGCAACAUGAAAUGCCAGAUAUUUUUGGAGAGAAAAGCGACAGGAAGCUGUGCGAACCAGAUAUAGGGCUAGAAUUGAACAGAUUACAGCAAGCAAGACCUGUCGUUCGAGCCCCCAUCAAUGAGUUGUACUACUGGCACAAUGCCAUCCGGAAGGAGCUGAAAGAAUUUGCUGAAGAAACCCGUCGGAUACAGGUUGCUGGUAAUCUUUUUCCUGCAGAGUUAUCCUCGUUUGUGGAGCGGCUACAAUUUCUGGCAGAAGUAUGCAUAUUCCAUAGUGCUGCGGAAGACAAAGUUCUUUUUCCUGCCGUUAACAGAAAAGUAAAGCGGGAGCUUCUGUGUGGCGCUGAUCACGCUAGAGAAGAGCGACAAAUUGACGAUGUGAGACGUCUGGUGGAGGGCCUUCAAACUGUCGGAGACACCAGUCCUGUUCCUCCUCAACUUUAUGUGAAGCUUUGUGCUCAGGCUGAGCUGAUGGUGAAAAGUAUCAGCAAGCAUCUCAAGGAUGAGGAAAAAGAGGUCUUACCAUUAGCUCGCAAGCAUUUCAGUGUUGAGGAGCAGCGGACUCUUUUGUAUCAAAGCCUUCGGGUGAUGCCGCUGAAACUUCUGGAACGAGUUUUGCCGUGGUUGGUUGGUGUUUUGAGUGAAGACGAGGCCAAGGAUAUGUUCCAAAAUAUGCGUUUGGCAGCUCCUCAUACAGACAAAGCUUUGGUUACCCUAUUUACUGGUUGGGCAUGUAAAGGUCACCCAAGGAAACUUUCCAGCUCCGGACCCUUCAGAUGUAUAUCCUCCAGAGAAUGUCCAGGGAUGAGCUUGAAGCCGAGAGAGAAGGUAGACAGACGGAAAAUAUCAUCCAGCGGUAAGCAGGUGAUGGAUGAGUCUCUUGACGACCCUCACGUAAGACCACUCAAGCGACUUCGAGGAACCAAGGAAGAGGAAGCAGCUUCCUGCCGGCUGGACACUGAUUCCGUAAGAGGUAAUCAAGGGUGCUCAGGUACUUCUUGCUGUGUUCCCGGCUUAGGCUGCAGUGGCAUCGGUUCCAAAUCAAGCGGAUCUUCGCUACGGUCAAUUACUGUAGGAUCAUCAAGCCCUCUGAUGAGUGGGUCCAUGGGUUCUGGCCUCUUCGGAUGGGGAAGCUCCGGAGCUGGGUCUGGAAGUGACUCCGCACCCAAGCCCAUUGAUCACAUCUUCCAGUUCCAUAAAGCAAUCCGUAAAGACCUGGAAUACCUCGACAUUGAAUCAGCACGUCUUGCUGACUGUACUGAAGAGUUCCUCCGACAUUUUAGUGGGAGGUUUCAGUUUCUUUGGGGACUCUAUCGCGCACACAGUAAUGCAGAAGAUGACAUUGUUUUUCCUGCAUUAGAAGCCAAGGAAGCGCUGCACAAUGUAAGCCAUUCUUAUACAAUUGAUCAUAAACAAGAAGAACAACUUUUGAAGGAUAUAUCUGAUGUGCUAGCUGAACUGUCUUUGCUCCAUAGCUCUGGUCAUACCCACGUCGAUGGAUUAUCACAAAGAGAAGGCGAUCCAGGAAAUGAUCUUGCUGCCAAGGAGGAGAUUGCGCGGCGGCAACGAGAUUUGGCUGGCAAGUUGCAGCGGAUGUGCAAAUCCGUGAGAGUAAGCUUGGAUCAGCAUGUUUCUCGGGAAGAGCUCGAAUUAUGGCCUUUAUUCGGUGUCCACUUCACAGUCGAGGAGCAGGAUAAACUCGUCGGUCAAAUUAUUGGUACGACUGGUGCUGAAGUCUUACAGGCCAUGCUUCCAUGGGUAAACACUGCUCUGACUGAACAAGAGAAAAACACCAUGAUGGAUACUUGGCGACAGGCCACCCGGAAUACUAUGUUUGAUCAGUGGCUGAGUGCUUGGUGGAAAGAUACUCCACAUGAAAAGAAUCCUCAACCCAAAACAGAUCUCGAAGGUAGGGAUGUACCGCCGUCCGGAUCGAACGAGUCUUUGCAAAUAGUGGCUGAUUACUUGGCACACGGCGCUUCCAACAGUCAGGACGUCACGAUGGAGGAAGUUCCUGUUGAGACUUCUGGAAGUCAAGAUUCACAAGCUCAUUCUGAUAGCCUCAGUGAGCGAACACAUAUCGCAGGUAAUGAGGAGAUUGCCGAAGCAGGUUCCGCUGGCGUGGGUACAAGCUCUAGUAGUCAAGAAGUUACAGUGGAUCACCAAGAAAGCAAGAGAAAUUUAGUUGGAGACGGUAGCGAAACUUUCAAACCUGGUUGGAGAGAUAUCUUCAGAAUGAAUCAGAAGGAGUUAGAGGCUGCGAUAAGGAAAGUCUCAAGCGAUACUUCCCUGGAUCCACGACGGAAAGCGUACCUUAUUCAAAAUUUGAUGACAAGUCGUUGGAUUGUUGCCCAACAACAGAUUCCCAACCACCCAGACGGUCAAGCUGGUGAUGAGUUUAAGGAUCCAGGGCAGUGCAUCUCUUAUAACAACGAGGCUAAAGGCAUCUACGGAUGUGAACAUUACAAACGCAACUGCAAAAUAAAAGCAGCUUGUUGCGACUUGCUCUACACUUGUCGAUUCUGUCACGAUAAAGUCAGCGAUCACUCUAUGAACAGACAUGCGACAAAGGAGAUGAUGUGCAUGCAGUGCCUGCAAGUACAGCCCGUAGCUGGAAAGUGUGCAAACCCAUCAUGUAACGGCUACAUUAUGGCGAGAUAUUAUUGCCACAUUUGCAAGUUCUUCGACAAUGAUGACCGAAAUAUCUAUCACUGUCCAUUCUGCAAUCUAUGUCGAGUUGGAAAAGGACUGGGGAAGGACUUUUUUCACUGUAUGAAAUGCAAUGUUUGCAUGCACAUGAGCUUAUCCGUCCAUAAGUGUUUGGAGAAAGGCAUGGAAUCGAACUGCCCAAUAUGUCAUGAUUUUCUGUUCACAUCGAGCUCGCCUGUAAAGGCACUCCCUUGUGGUCACUUCAUGCAUUCAGCGUGUUUCAAGGCAUACACUUGUAGCAACUACACCUGUCCCAUUUGCUGCAAGUCAGUAGGAGACAUGGCGGUGUAUUUUGGGAUGCUCGACGCUCUCCUGGCAGCGGAGCAGCUUCCCGAUGAAUAUCACGAUCGACGGCAGGAUAUUUUGUGCAAUGACUGCGAGAAAAGGGGAACUGCACCAUUCCAUUGGCUUUAUCACAAAUGCGAAGAUUGUGGCUCCUACAACACUAGGACUAUAUAGGAUGCUGCUUAGGAAAGGCGUUCAUCAAUUCAAGCUCGAAGCUUAAAACUUGUACAAAGAAACGCAUGCCUCGUUGUCAAUCUUUUAUUACUCGAGGUAAAGGUCGGAGAUGAGCGUCAACUCGAGUGCAUGCUAGUUUGAGCUAUCCAAGGGCCUGGGUGAACGUCGAUCUCUGUUACAGAAGACCAAUUCUUUCACCCUGUCCAUUAGCCGCUCUUCGGCUUCUGACACAGUGGGAAGUCAGUCAUGCACACUGGUAUUUGAAGAAGUAGAAAAUGGGGCGAGUUCGUAUCUGUAGUACCAUUUUUGGCACAUUAGGUAGGUAACCUGUUGUAUGUAGAGAAUUUUGUAUAAUGAAAACUCAUCCCAGGAGUUUAUCACC